CAUAGCUCUCUCCCAACACCACGCGAGCGAGUCAACACACGGGCAUUCCUUACUAAGGUAGGCCUUGGCUUAGCUCAUUCCCGGUAAAAGCAAGAUUUUGGACUCGUUGGUGUAGCGAAUUCCCUUUCUAUGCAACAGUUUAUCUGAUCAGUAUUACAUUGGACCUUCACGUUCCCAUCGAGCUUUGGAACGUGUUGAACUCGGUAACGUCGACUGAGGAUAUCCAAAAUGGUUCUAGCGCGACUUCUUGUUCUUGCGGUAUGGUUUGCGAGCUUCUUCACUUUGCAAGCUGUGCCCAUAGAUGACGAGACUGAAGAGAUCUUGAGCAGGAGUCGGAGGCAGGCAGUUGAGUCAAAUACUUACCGGUUACCUGAUAAUAGGCCCCCACCCGAGAUAUUCACAAAUUCGACCCUUCCACCCAAAGGAGAGCCAGGCACUCCAGGACGACCGGGGUUCCCAGGCCCCGCUGGUUUUACAGGUUCAACUGGUGACCCCGGAGGCCGUGGGGUUCCUGGAAAACCGGGGGAAAUCGGAAAUCAAGGUAGCAGGGGACCCCCUGGUCUACCCGGAGGUUCAGGUCCGUCGGGUAUUACACUCAUCGGAGCACCGGCAGGAACACUCUUGUCACAGGAUGAAAUUGACCAGAUCGUGCAAAUAUGGCAAUCCAUGCAGCGACAAAAGGGAACUUAUGGAAGGAUAGGUGCCAUAGGUCUCCCAGGAGAGCCGGGAGAAACUGGUAACCAGGGCCUUCAAGGAGAGCGCGGAGACCGUGGUCCAAAAGGAACUGUAGGAGAACAGGGUCCCCCAGGUGAUGUUGGACCGACAGGAGACCCAGGGAGACCUGGAAAGGACGGACCAGAAGGUUCUGUUGGGGAUCCAGGUCCUGUAGGUCCUCCAGGAGAAAAGGGAGAUCAGGGUCGAAGGGGCAUGUUUGGCAUGAUGGGACGCAAGGGUGUAAGGGGGAAAAGAGGCAGGCAAGGUGCAAAAGGACCAACUGGCUUGCAGGGUGAAAAGGGGGAGCAAGGACCACCAGGACCUAACGGAGUGAAUGGUGUUAUGGGUCAACCUGGUAGAAAAGGAGGGAGAGGAACAAUGGGUGAACCAGGCCCCAAGGGUUUCCCAGGACCAGUGGGCCCUCCAGGACCUCAAGGGCCAAAGGGGGCUUUUGGGUCACCUGGACAGCAAGGUGUGACUGGAGCAAGAGGACCAAGGGGUGACCCUGGUGUAGAUGGCCCUUCUGGUGAAAUGGGUCCACCUGGUGCACCAGGAGCUCAAGGACCCCAGGGACUGCGUGGAAAUCCUGGAAAUCCUGGUAUGCCUGGACCUGAUGGAGUUGCCGGUGAAAAAGGCGAAACAGGACCACCAGGCCCACGAGGAGCUCAGGGGUCACAGGGAGACCAAGGACCAAAAGGUGCAACUGGACCAACUGGAAAUAAAGGACAGAGUGGAAUACCUGGUGAAAGAGGAGUGCCAGGGGUCAAAGGAUUCCCAGGCCAACCAGGAGACAGGGGAGCUGCUGGCCUUCCUGGGGAUCCUGGUGUCCCUGGCCCCCCUGGAGCUCCUGGUGAAGUAGGAAUACAAGGGUCACCAGGUGGUCCUGGAUCUGUUGGACCAAAGGGAGUCAUGGGUACUCAGGGCUUACCUGGAAUGCCAGGAAUGAAAGGGGGAAAGGGAAGUACUGGAAGAACUGGAAGAAGGGGAAGUAAAGGGCCCAGGGGAAGCAAGGGUGAGGUAGGGCCAGCGGGUGAGAGAGGAGGCCCAGGCCCCAGAGGCCCAAGAGGAUCAAAAGGAAAUCCUGGUUCCCCUGGUAGAGAUGGGAUACCUGGCUUCCAAGGAAGUGCUGGUACCCCAGGAAGCCAAGGAGCACCUGGUGUGGCUGGACCCAAAGGCCUCUCUGGACCAAUGGGGAUGAGAGGAUCAGGGGGUCCUCAAGGGAAACAAGGGGAGCCUGGACCCGAUGGAGAGCAGGGACCUCUGGGUGACGCUGGUUUAGCUGGAGGCGAGGGACCCCCUGGUCCUCAAGGUCCCAUGGGUCCACCAGGCUCAAGAGGUGCAGAUGGAGAAAAAGGAGUUCAAGGAAGACCGGGUGCAAGAGGAGCGAAGGGAAGUAAGGGACAACCCGGACAGGAUGGGCAGAAGGGCCCCCCAGGCGACGCAGGGAGAAGCGGCAGAGAUGGAGAAAACGGACCACGUGGAUUGGAUGGAGCAGGUGGUGAAAUCGGUGGAAUUGGACUCCCAGGUCUACGGGGUGAACCAGGUCCACAAGGAAGACCAGGAAUGAUGGGACGCCAAGGAAUGACUGGACCUGCUGGAAAAACUGGAGCCCAAGGAGCUGCCGGUCCAGAGGGUCCAGCAGGAGCAACAGGACCGGCUGGAGAGAAGGGCAAUACUGGACCAGAUGGUGAGACUGGGCCUAUGGGGCCCCCAGGGAGAUCAGGAGCUGAUGGCUCCACUGGUCCGCCUGGACCUGUUGGCGAACAAGGACCAAAAGGCGAAAAGGGCGACGCAGGACAAUCAGGAAUCCCUGGGCGAGAUGGUGCUUCUGGACUUAGGGGGCCCUCUGGGGAGCCAGGUGUGGCUGGCCCUCCUGGACCGCCGGGACCAAUGGGAGCUGCUGGCGGACGAGGAUCAAGAGGUCAACCUGGACCUGCCGGAGACCGGGGGAGCACAGGAAAAAAUGGUCCAUCGGGUAUAUCUGGUGCCCAAGGAGAACAGGGCCCUCCAGGACCUUCAGGUGCGAAAGGUGACCGUGGAGUGUCCGGUGCACCUGGAGCUCAAGGUUCUCAGGGAGGUCAAGGAACACAAGGUCAACCAGGAUCUAAGGGACCUCGUGGACCGAAAGGUUCCACAGGCAGCGACGGUCUUGAUGGUCCAAAAGGAGAGGCCGGAGAGAAAGGACCAUCUGGAGAGGAUGGGCCGCCUGGAAAUACUGGUCGAGAUGGUGUACCCGGUCAGCCUGGAAUAAAAGGACAACAGGGACAGAUGGGUCCACCAGGUGCAGUUGGUUCCCAGGGAGCACAAGGAAGCAAAGGAGAGGCGGGCUAUCCUGGUAUGCAAGGCGGCGUGGGUGCAGCGGGGCCUGUUGGCCAAGCGGGAGAUCCUGGCCCUGCUGGUAGAGAUGGCGUUGAUGGAGCCUCUGGCCUUCCUGGACCUCAAGGAGUAAAAGGAGCCACAGGACCACCAGGCUCUAAUGGUCGGGCGGGUGUCAUCGGUCCGCGGGGUUCCCCAGGACUUCAAGGUGCAAAAGGAGAAAAGGGUAAUAUUGGAGCUACAGGAACUGCAGGAGUUGCUGGUGCCCCCGGUCAAGGGGGUGCUCCAGGACCUCAGGGAAGCGUUGGUGCUAAAGGAGUUGCUGGAAGAAAGGGAGAGACUGGGGCCCAGGGGAGCGAUGGCGAGAGAGGUUCAACGGGAAAAGAUGGUGCUCAAGGUAUGCAAGGGCAACAAGGCGAAACUGGUGUCAAAGGGCACAAGGGAAAUCGAGGCCCCAUGGGACCCGUUGGCGUCCCUGGAACUAAAGGACCAAAGGGCGAAAUAGGAGAGGAAGGAUCAAGAGGAACGAGAGGACCAAAAGGGCCGAGGGGUGUUAAAGGUGAAGUUGGGCCUCCUGGUGCCGCUGGUGUCCAAGGUGUACAGGGCAGAGCUGGAGCAAGCGGAUCCAAAGGACCGGGCGGAGACCAAGGUGUCAAGGGAAGAGUUGGUGCACCCGGUCCUCCAGGUCCCCCCGGAGUUCCGGGCGCGGUUGGCGGCCUGUUUGGGGGAAAUUCGCGCAGAAAACGACGAUCCGCCUCCAACGAUGUGGAGGAUCAGUUUGUCGAGCUCACCAUUGGUGUUCUGGAAGUCCUGAACAUGCUUAAAAACCUGGAAACACCCCUUGGUGGAUCUGCCAAAACCUCAGCUAGGACAUGUAAAGAAAUCAUGCUUCUUAACAGUACACUUCCUGAUGGUAAGUACUGGCUAGACCCUAACGGUGGCUGUGCAGAAGAUGCCUUCCAAGCCGAAUGUAAAUUCUCUGCUGGAGGACAAACGUGCAUAUACCCAAAUCAGCUGCAGGGUGACAAUUCAAAAGAGACCCUCAAGUUCUCCUACGAGGCAAGUUCAACGCAGUUCAAGUUCCUCAGACUUCUAAGCAAGCAAGGUGCCCAAGACGUCUCGCACGAAUGCCUCAAUAAUGUCGAUGACCUUACCAUAUCGAGUUUUAACGGACAAAAGAUCACAACAGAUCGCCUUCAAUGCAAGAGCGGCCAGGACCAAGUUCAUUCCAUCGACAAAAAAGAUUUACUUCCUUUGAAGGACAUCUCCACCACACAACAGAAGCCAAUCAAAUUCCAGCUUGGUCCAGUCUGUUUCCAAUAAAUUUUCAUCUUUAGUUGUUAACUUUAUUGCAGUUCUUUGACUCAAUAUAUUCUUAACGAAGAAUUGGAUACACAUCCUUAGCAAUUAAGAACAUUCUAAGAGAGUGAAAUGCUUGAAAAGUUAGGUUGGAAAUUUUUUUAGAGAUGCUUUCUACCUUUGUUUCUGUUAGUAUAAAUAAACUGUACCUAUUUUAUUGUACACGUGUUCGUAUUUAGAGAACAUUGGGAGUUGUAAACAUGUUUAAAAAAACGAAUUGUUUCAGCUUUUUUUUUUUCACGCCUGUGGGUGUGUCGAAGAAUAUUUAGAGGUAGUGUUUAGGCCAAAUAAAAGAAGAAUAACGAGCACACUAA
Stylophora pistillata is the source of this 4703-nucleotide messenger RNA. RefSeq lists its product as uncharacterized. Gene Ontology annotation, biological process: extracellular matrix organization. The record is from RefSeq and is a predicted model, not a curated record. NCBI's taxonomy places the organism in Eukaryota, Metazoa, Cnidaria, Anthozoa, Scleractinia, Pocilloporidae. Gene Ontology annotation, molecular function: extracellular matrix structural constituent conferring tensile strength.